This is a messenger RNA of Solanum stenotomum, 748 nucleotides long. RefSeq names its product eukaryotic translation initiation factor 5A-4-like. The transcript is spliced from 5 exons. The record is from RefSeq and is a predicted model, not a curated record. Gene Ontology annotation, biological process: positive regulation of translational elongation; positive regulation of translational termination. NCBI's taxonomy places the organism in Eukaryota, Viridiplantae, Streptophyta, Magnoliopsida, Solanales, Solanaceae. The coding region runs from base 100 to 579 and encodes 159 amino acids. Gene Ontology annotation, molecular function: translation elongation factor activity; ribosome binding; RNA binding.
AAGUUUAAACGCAGAAGAGAAGAGAAGAAAACCCUAAAAAUAUAAAAGGGGGCUUUAGGCGGAGGCGCAGGUGUUGAGAAGCUUUAUUUGUUAGUGAAAAUGUCUGACGAAGAGCACCAAUUUGAAUCAAAGGCAGAUGCCGGAGCUUCCAAAACUUACCCUCAACAAGCUGGUACUAUUCGGAAGAACGGUUACAUUGUAAUCAAAGCUCGUCCUUGCAAGGUUGUGGAAGUCUCCACUUCCAAGACUGGCAAGCAUGGACAUGCCAAAUGUCACUUUGUAGCAAUUGACAUCUUCACUGGCAAGAAACUUGAGGAUAUUGUUCCCUCUUCACACAAUUGUGAUGUCCCCCAUGUUAAUCGUACAGAUUACCAGCUUAUUGACAUCUCUGAGGAUGGAUUUGUGAGUCUCCUCACUGACAAUGGUAAUACUAAGGAUGACCUGAGGCUUCCAACAGAUGAGAGUCUUCUCUCACAGAUCAAGGAUGGAUUCGCCGAGGGUAAAGACCUUGUUGUGUCUGUCAUGUCUGCCAUGGGUGAGGAGCAGAUUAAUGCACUGAAGGAUAUUGGUCCAAAGUAAAAUGUGCCAAGGGAGAGGAGGGACAUGACAGUAGCGGAAAACGGGACCAGCUUGUUCAAGAACAUCUACUUCUACUUAGUGUUCUCGAUACGCAAGCCCCCAAUUUCUAUUUGAUCCUAUAUCCAUAGUCCUUGAGUUAGAUUGUUGUUCUAAUAUUUGUUGGAAUUUU